AUGGACCGGUACAGGAAGAUCGAGAAGAACGGGGCGAUCGGCGAGGGGACGUACGGCGUCGUGUACAAGGCGCAGGACCUCAAGACGCAGGAGAUCGUCGCCCUCAAGCGCAUCCGGCUCGAGGUCGAGGACGAAGGGAUCCCAUCGACAGCGCUGCGCGAGAUCUCGAUCCUGCGCGAGCUCGAGCACCCAACAUCGCUCUUGAACUGCCUUCAGGAUGCUGGCAAGCUCUACCUCGUCUUUGAGUUUGUCGACCGCGAUCUCAAGCGCUGCAUGGACACGACCUUGGGCAACAUUGAUCCGCACUUGAUCAAGGCGUACAUGUACCAGCUCCUCAAGGGCCUCGCCUUUUGCCACUCGAGAGGCAUUAUGCACCGGGACUUGAAGCCGCAAAACUUGCUCGUGAGCCGAACAGGCGCGCUCAAGAUCGCCGACUUUGGCCUCGCACGCGCCUUCUCGCUGCCUGUGCGCAAGUACACACACGAAGUCAUUACGCUCUGGUACCGCGCGCCCGAGAUCCUCCUCGGCCAAGAGGCGUACUCGCCGCCCAUCGAUAUCUGGUCGUGCGGCGCCAUUUUCGCAGAGCUUCUUCGCAAGAAGCCACUCUUCACAGGCGACUCGGAGAUUGACCAGCUCUACCGUAUCUUCCAAGUGAUGGGGACACCGGACGAGUCGACAUGGACCGGCGUCUCGUCCUUGCGCGACUACGCGCCGACGUUCCCCAAGUGGCGCGCCCAAGACCUCGCGCCCAUGUUUCCCAAGCUCGAUACGGACGGCCUUGACCUCCUCCAGCGCAUGCUCACGUAUACGCCGUCGGAGCGGAUCUCGGCGCGGGACGCGAUGCGCCACCCCUACUUUAAUGACCUCUCGUCCGAGUUCAUGUAG
Messenger RNA from Saprolegnia parasitica CBS 223.65, 885 nucleotides. RefSeq names its product CMGC/CDK/CDC2 protein kinase. NCBI's taxonomy places the organism in Eukaryota, Oomycota, Saprolegniomycetes, Saprolegniales, Saprolegniaceae. Bases 1 to 885 code for a protein of 294 amino acids. Gene Ontology annotation, biological process: regulation of gene expression; G1/S transition of mitotic cell cycle; regulation of G2/M transition of mitotic cell cycle. The transcript is spliced from 5 exons. Gene Ontology annotation, cellular component: cyclin-dependent protein kinase holoenzyme complex; nucleus; cytoplasm. Gene Ontology annotation, molecular function: ATP binding; cyclin-dependent protein serine/threonine kinase activity; cyclin binding. The record is from RefSeq and is a predicted model, not a curated record.